Molecule: messenger RNA, 23185 nt
Organism: Rattus norvegicus (Norway rat)
Lineage: Eukaryota; Metazoa; Chordata; Mammalia; Rodentia; Muridae
Source: RefSeq, a predicted model, not a curated record
CCUGAGCCGGACGGGCUUCGUACUCGGGCGUUGCAACCGCUGUCGGAACCGCCCUCUCUCCACCUCGGUGGCCAAGGUGCCGGGUACCAACGCCAGCAGCGGAGCGCGCCAGGGAGCAGCGCGCCUUUGUGCGAGAUGAGGAAACCAAGGAGUAGAGGAGGCAAGAAGCUGUCCUGGGAGAGGCUGGGGUGUUGGGUUCAGGACCCACCCGAAACACUGCCUUUUCAUCUCACGCUCGCUCCACGGUCUGAGUCUGCAUGAGGACGGCAGAUGGAUGUGAAGUUUCACGGGAAUACUUUGAAAAGUCGGCUCUUUCACAGCACACCUUCGUUGAUGUUUAUUUUACAUUUCAUUAAAUGUACCCAUUAUCAAUGUAUAGUUACACUUUUCAUAGUUUGUAGGCUUGGCAGCCAUCGUCCUGGUUCAGUUUUAGAUUCCACAGUCAGCUCCCAUUCCCCUCCUCAGCCUUAGGCAACCAGGGCUCACCUUCUGUCUCCAUGGAGUUUUGCCAUUUCAGAAAUUUUGGACAAAUGGAAUCAUACGGUAUACCCUACUGGGUUGUCAUGUGUUUAUCCAUUGUUCUAUAAUCCAUAUGCUUUUAAGGGGCAUUCUUGGCCUUUCUUAGAAAGAUACACUCUGUACUGAUAGGAAAACCAUUGUUAGGAUGUACCUUAAGACGAUAUUAAUGAAAAUAAUAGUAUUCACUAAUGCAAGGCUCCGUAAACGUUAUCUCUUGUGAUCUAUAAGUGAUUCUGUGAGGAUGGGUCUGUGGUUGGUGCUUGACCAAGGAGGAGUCUAAAGUGCCAAGAGACUAAAAGGCUUGGCCCGGGUGAGAGACUUCACCAUCCCCCGGAUCCCCCUGGGCUCUUCUGACUCCAUAGUUAAAGCUCGCACGUCUCAGCUUCAGAGAGGGCUGAGACUUGGGGUAGGGAAAAUAGGCUUGCAGAUAAAUCUGAAUUUGUAGCUUUAAGAAAAAUGUUUGUCCUGAAUUUUCCAUUUGGCUUUACCGUGUGGAGAUUAUGGUGUCUUAAAGGGAUCCUUCUAUGGGGCAAUUUUCUUAGCAUCACAGUGGCACCAGAUUAAAGGCACAUAAUUAUGCCAUUAGGCGGAGCCUGCAUGCUUGAGUUACGUUUUAAAUAUGGUGUUUGCCAGAAAUACAUUUUUUGCCUGAAGUCCCCGAGGCUAUUUAUGACUUUACAGUUACUGGAUGGAAUUUAAUUAAGUAUCAUACAUUUUUAAAGAUGAUUAUAUAAUUGUAUUAGAUAUUAAUGUAUUUUCUCCUCUUUGUGCCAAGUACAUAUUUGAACAGUUUUUUUUUCUAUCUAUGUGGCAUUCCGAUUAGAAGAUUUCAUCUCCUGUAUCAACGAAGGAUUCCUUAUGUAUUACAAGUAUUCUGGAGCUGUGGAAAACAUUUUCAACAAUUCAUUCACACCAUUAGCUCAGAGUUGGUCACAUGUGUUUAUCCUGGGUCAGCACUGCUAAGCUGUGGCCCUGUUAACAGCAGUGAGCUGGAAUAAGGACACGCUUUACACCCAGAUCCCAGCCUUGGUCUCUGCUAAGACACUCUGCUAGUUCCACACCGUUCCGAGUCUCUAAAACGGAGUUGAAGCAUUGUUACGCCAGCUUUUGAGAGGUAGUAUACCCUCCAUCUUUAACGACGCUUCUGUACAGUCCAGCUUACUAGUUCACAGCCGAAGCCCUGCACUUCUUUUUAGAGUAUCUGGUUUAAAAAGAAAAAAAAGUAACAAUUUUAGUUUAAAAGUUUUCCUUUGACUUAUUUCAACUGCAGAGUCUGCUUUUUUUCCUUAAGAGAUCAGUGAGUAUGAUGCUAGACUCUGAAGACGGUAGAAAAGACAAAAAUCAAAUCCCACCCCCUCGACCCCCUCCUUCCCUCUCCCCCUCCCCCCAGCUUCCAGAAGUAGAGCUGCUAGAGUGGAGCCUUGUUCAAGAGACAAAAUCUAAGUAGCGUUUCGGCAUUGCUGUCUCCCUUUCUCUCAACUCCCAGCAUCUUUUCACUUCCACUCUGACCUUUCUGCUUGGAGCACUGCUGUUCUUUCUACAAGAAUAAGUUUCAGUUAAAACCCUGGUCUGCUACAAGCUUAUUUUCAAAAGUAUCUGGUGGGAAGAUCUCUAAGUUUCCUGUUGGGGUAAUCCCCAGGACUGUCCCUGGCUUUUCUGGUCUCAGAGGCGUCCCCUCUACUGGGUAGAGCACACCAUCUUUGCUUAUUUCUGUUGCUAGGCCAGGCCUGCCCUUUCCCCCGAGGAGUGGCUGAAGGUGAUGUCAACUGAAAACUCAGGCAAGAUGUGGGGGAGGCUCAGAAAUCUGUUGAAUUUGUCUCUGUCUUCAUAUUGGCCUCAUUUCUUAAUAACAUGACAGUAUUAAGAAAUACUUCAAACAGAAUGGUUAUGCCUGAUUUGAGGCCAAGUCUUUAAAAUGUACCAGGGCUGCAUGAGACAGUUCCACCUCUGAAGGCCUGAUACAUCCAGCAGAGCUGUUUUCCUCAGUACCUUCUGCCUCGUGCUGCUGUUUGUUGAGGAAACCAUGUUGGUCUAGUAGAAAGGCCCACUUCCUUGAUUGGACUACAGUGUGUUCUCAAAACUUGUUCCACAAGUUCUUGUGGGUCUGUAAGCUAGAACAGCACCACGGUUCUGCUGGGUUCAUGGCCAGCUCUUUAGAAAGGGCUGAGUUGUUGGUAGUGACAACCGCUUCACGUUGCAUCAGCCUGGCAAUGUCCAAUGUCACUCCCAGCGAUGUGAACAUUGAUCGGUUGGUUUCUGUGUUGGCAGCUUGAUCUUUCAUUGUGGAUCCCCCAUCUACCUUUCUCCUAGUGUUAGCAUCUAUUGGUGAUGGUUCCUUGAAUUAAGUAGUUCAUUGGAGACUGUUUAAUGAGCAAGUUAGCAAGGGGGAGAUGAGACCUGCAAUGGCCAAGUGUCCAGUAAACUCGAUGUAGGACCCUUAAGGACAGUGGGAACUCAAUGGAGAAAAGCAGAAUAGCUGGGUUUUCCAUUUACGGCAUGCAAAUAUUCUUAACCUCAGAUGCAUCAUAACGUACUUAUGAAUGUUGUGUCAGGUUAUUUUGACUGUAAGUUGAGUUUGAGAGUAAUAUUAACUCCGUGUGUUUAUGCUGCUUAUACCACACAGCGUAGGAGCUUAGAGCAUAGGAUUAUAAGGUGCAGUACCCAUGUGGCGGAACAGCCCAUUGUCCAUUAUCUUCUUCAGGAACCAGUUGAGAUUUUCUGCUGUGUAUGGACAUGUAUGACCAGACUUUUCUUAGGAAAGGUAUGACAUUAAUAAGGGGGUGCUAGGGAGAUAGCUCAGUGGCUAAGGGUGUUUACCUGUCUUCAAAGGAUCACGCUUAGUUCUCAGAACCCAUGUUGGGUGAGUCAUAGCCAUCUUAAUGACAGUUCUAGAGCACCUAAUGUCUUCUUCUGGCUUCUCUGGACACCAGCACACAUGGCACACAUACAUACACACACAUAGCAUGCCUGCACACACACACGAUAUAAACUUCUUUAAAAAAAGAGAAUGAUGAGCUUGAGAGACGGCUCACCUGGUGAAGUACUUGUAUAAGUGUAUGGACCUGAAUGUGAGACCCAGAGCCCAUAUAAACCCCAGAGCACCCUGUGUGCUCUGAGGAGACAGGAGGAGGAUCAUGGGUGCUCACUGGCCAGCCAGUCAGGCUGAUUUGAUGAGCUCCAGGCUCACUCUAAAUAUGAAUAAGGUAGGUAGUGAUUGUGAAAGACACCUGACAUCAACCUCUAGCCUUCACAUGUACCUGAAUGUACACAGGAUAAGGUAUGUACACACACACACACACACACACACACACACACACACACACACACACACACACACAGAAUGAUAAAGAUGAGAUAUGAGAUAAUUUUGUUUUAGUUCUUUCAAAACACAGGAGAAAUUGCAGUUUUCAACCUGAGUCUUACGAGUGGUUUGGAAAGAUGGAUUACUACCGUGUUUCCAGGGAAGAGAGCACUCCUUUUAAAGAACCGUGCCACAGCAAAUGAAAUUGGCUCACCUUACCAGCAUGCUGCACGCUGAUGCUGCAAUCGAAUCUGGGGAUACCCUCAGCUUUUGAAGGGCAUGGAAAUAUGUCGGUUCCUCCUGUGUGGAUGACCAUUCUCUUGGUGUACCAUAGCGUGCUUCUGGAAACCGCAUUGUGACGAGGAUCAUUGUCAUGACGGUUCUCAGAGUUGGGCGUCCCUCCCACAGUGCCUUAACUACAGAUCAUGCUUUUGACUAGACAAUUGGUGUCAAGUAAAUCUUGGCUCUGACUAUAAGGUAUUAAAAAAGAAAUCUGAAAUGAUAAAGGAUUUUGACAUUGUAAAGUAAUGCUUACAAAAGCCACAGAAAGAGGAAGUCACCUGAUUUAGUCUUCAUUUUUGAGGGGAUAGGGCAGUGGUGGGUAAUCUAACAUUCAGAUGUUCAGGGAGCCUUCCUGAGACUGCACAGCUAAUGGUGGUUACUUAGAGUCUAAACUCACACUAGAAAACACCCUAAUACCUGGGUGUUUAUGUGAAUGCUAAAUGCUUCCAAUGCAUGAUAUAGGACUAUAACUGACUUGACUUCACCAAAGCAGAAACAUUCCCUGCUCACCAGAUCACAAAUACCUGAUUAUGCUAACAACAGAAAGCGUGCUGGUACCCACCCAUCCUGUGUUCCUGCCUCCCUCCCAUCCAUCCCUCUUACUAUUUUAAUCUUUUUUUUCUUGUCAAAGGAAUACCAUAUUUUAUUGCCCAUAAACAUUUUUUUCAGGGCCUUCCAUGUACCCUGAAGAGCUGUAUGAUAUUUUUAAAUCGGUAAUUGCUCUCAGCUUUUAAAAAGGCAUUAAAGGAGCUUUGGGCUGUUAGAUGCUUUGAGAGUCCUAGAAGGUGCCUAGGUAGAUUUGAGCUGAUAGUAUGUUUUAAUACAUGUCUUGGGCCAAAUCACAUUUAAAAAAAAAGCAGACCAUUCCUCUGAUCAUUUUUAUUUCAUAAAAUCACCACUUAGCCUUUAAAUAUUUAAAAACAUCACCAGGGGGGUUGGGGAUUUAGCUCAGUGGUAGAGCGCUUGCCUAGGAAGCGCAAGGCCCUGGGUUCGGUCCCCAGCUCCGAAAAAAAAGAACCAAAAAAAGAAAAAAAAAAAAAAACAUCACCAGGGAAUUGACCUGGGGCCAUCUGAGAACCACUUGUCCCCUUUUCCAUACUCUGGGCAGUUCUAGACCUGAGGCUUUCUGAAGGUACCUCUGGGGAAGUGUGUGGAUGGUAGGUGGGGAGGAAUUCAGGCCCUAAGUCACCCCCUCUGGUAAGAGAAGGAGGAAGAGAGAAGGUAGCUGAGGUUAGCCUUAGUUCCUUAAGGCUAUAGGCAUCCCUUCUGUGUGCAGCCCGGGAAGCUCAGAGAACUUGCCCCAAAGCUGCUCACUAGACUAGUUACCGUGUUCCAGGGGCACGGAGGAUCAGCAUGGAGAACUGUAUCCACUUGGAUACGGUUUGUUCUCUGAUGCAUGAUUCAGACAGCUUGUGGUAAAAUAAAAGCACAUUUGGCUUUGUGGCAGCACUCCUCAGAUGUGCCCAGAGAAUGCUUGUUUGCUUUCAGUGCCCUAAAUUACAAUUCUUCGUGUGCUUCCUGUUUCACAGUUAGUGACUGAGAUCUGUGACUCUAACAGGACUGUCGUUUUUCACUCUAGUCCAUUUCUGCUAGAAACUAAGAGGCCUGUGUACUGUGGAACAUGUUGCACGCAUGUGCUUUGAGGAGAACAGCACGCAUAGCUGACGAAUUUCAAAAACAUCCUAUUUAUAGUCCUUGAGAGUAAUUGUCAGACGCUUGGUCUGUGCGCUUUUGCUAACGUCAUGUGGCUCAACAUGGCUUUUUAAAUGGAGAGAAAUUGUUUUUUAUGUGUGGGUGAUUCAUUUGAUAUUUCUCUAUAAAUUCAUACCCCAACCGUGUCUCUGAAGUGUGUCACUGCAGUAAUAGCCCAGGGAGUUUUCAGCAAUUAGCAUUGGAGUCAACAUGGGAUGGUACUUUAGAGAACUCACAACUCUGUGUGUGUGUGUGUGUGUGUGUGUGUGUGUGUGUGUGUGUGUGUGUGUAAAGGGGAGGGCUGGAGGGAGGCCAGAGGAGGAUAUCAGAAGUCCUACUCUGUCAUUCCCCACCAUGUUCAUAUUCCCUUGACAUGGUCUCUUCCUGGGCCUGAGCUAGCCUGGUAGCCAGUAAGCCCAAACAACACACUUGCCUCUCCUUCCACCGAACCCCACCGUGCCUGGGAUACAGGUACAUGAAUGGCCACCUGGCUUUACAGCGUGUUGGGAAUUUGAGCUCCAUCCUUGUUUACUCAGCAAGUAUUUCCCGUUCUGAGACCUCUCCCUAACCCUCGUAUUUUAUAAAUGCUCUGAAGUCACACAGGACCUAAAGGAGCUUGUCCCUUGACCUCUAACUUAAAACAGCAUUGUUGGCUGUCACACGUGGUCUUGCCUUAUCAUACCUACCCCAUGUGCUUGCCACUACCGAGAAUACAAAUAGGAACAGGAGACGGAAGUUACUGGUUACUGAGAUGGUGAUGGCUUUAUUGCCGAGGAAGAAUGAUGAAGUUUGAAAUCCUAUGUGGAAGAGACAAGUUCUUGUUUAUCUAGUAGAAAGUCUAAACAUAUUAUGUGUUAGAAAUAGUUUCUCAUAUUAGAGACGAAAGCCUAGGCAUUUCUUUAUGUGGUUGAGAACUUUCUUUGCUGUUUCUCCAUUUUGACUUCUAGGGCUGCAUGACUUCCUGUGGCUAAAUAUAUAUGGGAGGUUUUUUGUAAAUAAAUAUAAGAGAAAUGUGUUUUUGUGGAUAAACAUGAGAAUAAAACACGAGUUGUCCUCAUGGUGGGUGACUGAGGCAUCCCAAGCGUCACCAUGACCUGAGUCUUUUGCAGACUCGUGACAUUUAUUGGUUCUAACAGCGCACAAGAGAGAGUAAGAACUUGAUGUUGCCUAGAACUGUGCGAUGUGUGAGAUGCCCCUUUCCUGCGGGAACUCAAGAGCUCUCAUCUUUGCGUUCUGACCCUGAAUGAGCCAGCAGGUAAAGUGCAGGCACCAUGUCCAUGUGCAGGUAUCAACGGUACUCUCCGUGUGUGCUCCCCCAGCAUGGCGUCUUGCUGUGACUUUGUACAUGACUAUUGACAUGGCUUUCCAAUGGCAUGAGACUUUCGAUCUCAUUAGUACUCAAGAGGAUUCCUCUCAGAUUUGGGCCUGGUGUGCUGGGCUAGCUGUAAACAGUGGUAAAUAUAGAGAUAAGAGUAGACACAGGGCUCUGUCUGGAGCUUUGGGGUCAGCCUUAGGUAAGGUAGGAUUUCUACUGCUGUGAUAAGACAUCAGAACCAAAAGCCAGCUUAGGAGGAAAGGGUUUCUUGUGCUUAUACUUCGUUUGCUGUUCAUCAAAUGAAGCCAGGGCAGGAACCCGGAGGCAGGAGCUGAUGUAGAGGCCGUAGAGUGAGUUGAUGCUGCUUACUGGCUUCCUUCCAUGGCCUGCUCAGCUUUCCUCCCAACCCAAGAACCCAGGACCACCCACAGUGGGCUGGGCCUUCAACCAUGAAUCAAGAAAAGUCCCACGGGUUGGCCCACAGCCUGAUCCUAUCUUCUUAACUGAGGCUCCCUCUUCUCAGAUGACAUUAGCUUGUGUCAAUUUGACAUAAAACUAUCCACCGUAAAAGUUAAUUGAAGAAUGGAGGGGACGGACACCUCUGGGCAUAAAAGUGUGGGUGGCUGUUAGUUUGGACUGUGAGAUGAUGAGUGGCUUAAGUGAGAGCAGGCCAGGAAGAAGGUCCUGUCAGGUGUAGAGUUAGGAAGGGCCUGCCUCAGGUUCACGGAUAACUUCUUGCUGUAUCCUGACAUGGCAAAGGGGAAGAGUAAAACCCUUUUCUUUAUCCCUUCUUCAUGGGUGUGAAGGCAUCACAAAGCUCCACUCUGUAUUUCCUUCACAAUGUCCCACUUCCAAAUGCUGUUGCAUUUUGGGUUAGGGGUCAAAAGGAUGGAUUUUAGGAGUGACACAAGAGCUGAUCUGUGGCGUAAUCAAGGUGGUCAGUGAUUUAGACUCCAUGGGAAGGUGGCAGAGUGGGUUCUUAGAUGCAAGGAGGUGUUGUGCAGAGAAGGGAGGUCUUCAGGGGCCCAUGGUGGGUGUGGAGGUGAGAGGGAGGGAGUGGUAGAGGCAGCAGUGCUGUUGCAGGUCAGGACUCUAGCACAUGACCAACUAGAACUGGUCACCCAAGCCCAGGAGAGAGCACUGUGGCUGAGAACUGAUCUUGUCCAGGGCGUUUGCUGCUUCUCACAAGCCUGCUAUUUAAGAAUUGUUUGUUGGCUGAGAAUAGCACUAUGCUCAAGCCAGGGGGGACCCAGGGUCACUUGUUAGUAGCAGGUGGAGAGCAGGAAGGAAACUGGCACAGGGUUAGUGUUUGCCCAGACUUGACUGGUUUGUCCAGGUAUAGUUAGUAACAGAGCCUUUGUGGACUCCAGAAACAGUGAUGUGGCUGUGGUCGAUGGCACAGACACCCAGCUUACAUGCACAUGGUUGCACUGAUGCUUACUGCAUGUGUGGGUGAAGAUCCUGACUGACGAUUUGUCCCACAGGGGCUCCCAUGGUGUGUUGAUCGUCAUUGGCGAGACCUGGCUGAUCUCUUUGCAUUUUUACUGUUUGAAUUCUAAAGGAGACUACACUGUGGUUCCCUGAGCUCUCUUGUCUGGGUUUGUUUUAGAUGACUGACUGUUUGCUCUGCUAAUAUUGGAAACUUGAGUCCAUCACAUUGCCACGGUCUCUGUUAUUGUAGCUCUUCUGGACUCUCUUAGGAGACAGGGGUCUUUCCUGGGAGCUCCUAGGAGCUCACCAACCUUUUAAGACAUAGCUGGCUAGGACCAGUUAGAAAAGGAGGUAAGGGAAUGAGGAAGAGGAAGGAGAGCUGAGCCCUUUACUUUCCAGCCUGAAGAGAAUUGGUGUGGGAAGCCUUGUUUUCAUCGACUUCUGGGAAAACAGGCAUGAGGGAGCAAAGCCAGCGGGAGGGAUCUGGGGUCCUCAGAGUUGCUUCUCCAUGUGGAGUGCCCCAUGCUUGUGUUGCUUGUGGAACUCAAGAGCGAGGUUUUUAUGUGGGUCAUCAUUUUAUUUGGAGGCCACCAUGUGCAGAUUAUUUCCAUGCCCAAGAUGUCUUUAUUCAUGGUGAAGGGGACGGAAGACCCCGUGGUCUGAGUGCCGUGGGAUGAGAAAGCAUUCCCACGGACUACUGCUUGCUUUCCCCUUUGGGCUGUUCCUGUGUUCACUUGAUUAUGCAUUGAGGUUUCCCAGGUCUGGCUGGCAGCAGGAAUCUGUCCUUCCAGUCUUUGGGUCCCCUGUAGAGCUUUCCUGCCUCCUGAAGUGGGCCUCUGACACUAAGCUGGCUGUGCUCUGGAGGAUGUGGGGUUAUCUCCAUGGGGCUGAGUGAGCUUCAGAGAGCCCUGUCUAGCCUGUUCCCCUUAGCUGGUGUUUAUCUGUGUUGCAAGCUGUGAUCUGUGGGAGUGGCAGGGAGUUCCUUUAUAAGGUGGCUUUUGUUCAUGUGUUUCUAUUAUCUUUGUUCCACACAUCCUGACCCCCUUUCCCCAAGGGCAGUGAUAUCCAAGGGCCUCUUAGGGAGAAAGCCUCAUCAUGCUCUUUGAAUGGCAUCUAAACCAUAGCAUCUAAAAGCCUGGCUCCUAAGAAGUGGCUUUGUGAUGGCAGGGUGUCCCUCCCACAAGGCUGAAAUUCAGAAGAUCUUUCUAGUAAGCAGAGGACUCGGUUUCUUUUCCUCCCCUCUGUAGCUUGCUUCUAGUGUGAACUUUUCCUUUUCCUCCCUGGCUGCUUGGUAACUGCAAGUGAGUCUUCCACCUCCAUCCACCCUAUCUUUAUGAUUGGGUGGAGUGAUGUGUCUGGCCACAAUGUUUCUUGACCCUUUUCUAGAAAAAUACAAAAAAUAAACAAAACCCCUAAAUCAAAAGACAGGCGGAGAGCAGUGCAGCCAACUUGUGACAGCACAGAGAUGAAGACACACUGAAAUUCAGAAGGGCAGCUCAGAGUAGGUGGUGUGAGCUCAGAAGCUGCACCCAUAUCCUGUUUUCAGAGUUCUGUGGUCUGCCCUGUGGUUCUGCAUUUCAUGUCCCUUGUCACUUAUUAGCCCUGAAGUACAUUCAGUUCUCGGUUACAUAUAUCUGGAUCUUAAGUGAGACCCUGACUCUCUUGUUAGCCAAGGGAUCUAUCCUCGCUUCUUUUCCUGGGAAACUUUUGCCUUGUGACCACUUUUCUCUUUCUAGUUCUUUAAAUCGAGACACAGUAUGAGAGCAUGGGCCCUGGAAUUCCACCGUUUGGGUCUACCUUCCGGGUCUGCAGUUCAUCAAGCAAGUAAAGGAGCUGCCUGAAUUGUUUCCUUGCUGUUGAAUAGGAAUGGUGCCCUUCAGUGGAUUUACAGCAAUGCAGUCACUCGCCCACCAUGUGCCUGGGGAGAGCGAACACUCAAUAAACAGCUGGCAGCAUUGGUGGGCUAGACAGUGAGAGCAUGUGCUGCAAAGCUCUCUGCGUGAACAUAGGCUCGCCUGGUGUCCACUCUGCUUUCCAGUCAUGUCCAGGGAGUCUUCUGGAAACUUUACAUGCAGUUACGGGACAGCACAGCAAAGGUAUUUUGAAGCUGAGCGGCGUGUUCUAUCGACCCAUCCCUCCGAACCCAGAUUUGAUAUACACCGGAUAAUAACAGUCUUUGAUUUUGAGGACAGAGGUUUAUUCUAGUAUCUCACACCCAGAAGAGUCACAAAAGAUCUGUCAGCAAUAAGCUAGAAUUGAAACGGCCAACCUGGACAGACAUCUUCUGCAAUUGUAAACAGUAUGGACCUUAAACAGUAUGUCUUAUGUCGAAUGGGCAUCCAUUUUAAAACACUUGGCUGGCGUAGUCACCUGCAGUGAUGCCAGAAGUAGAUGUCCCCAGGCACAUCUAGGUCUGUAUUAGGCUGCAUUGAAAGGGAUGACUCUAGACAUUUUCUACAAGAGUUGGUUUCUAGUGGUCUGAGGCUACUAUUUCUCCAUGUGCAAGGGUGAGUCCAAGUGUGGUCUUGCCUCUGCUCCCUCCCUGGCCUGGUUUCCAUUAAUGUCCCUUCUUGUACUUGGCCUUUCUUGUUCCCCAGAUUCCUCUCUGGAAAGCCCUGCAGAGGCCUUGGUCCCUCUUCACCUGCUUUGUUUUCUGUCCUCAAACAGGUACAUCGCAGACAGUGUGCGUCUUGUAGGCCCUUCCAUCCUGUAGUCUUACCAGCUCACCCUGUGCAGUCACAAGCGUGUGGUAUGUUUGUCCUUAGUUUACUGGAGCCCCAGGGGUCCUGUGGCCUGGGAACCCCCUCUCACACUAGCCAAGCAGCAGGGCAUGGGCUCUCUAGUUCUUCAUCCCUGAGGAGAGCUGAAUACUCCUCAGUCUCAGUGAGUUACUGUCUCAGACGGAAAUGGUAUUUGGGGAAAUUCUGCAGAAUACAUUAUUGUGAGAUCUGUCUUGGUAUGAAGUUAAGAUACUGGGAGAAGUGAAUUGAAGGCCAGGCAUAAUCUGUGCCUCUGGCCUUUAACAGCUUUUUUAAAAAUAGAAAUUAGGAAAAUAGCCAUGUGCUCAUUGCCCUUGCAUGUGUGUGGAUGAAUGAUGGAUAUUGUCUGCUUUGCUCUGUUCCUUAUCUAAGCCAUGUGGGAACUGUCUUCUAGACUAGCAUGCUAGGGUUUUUGUCCUUUCCCUUGAGGAAAAUUGGAUGCUAUUUUUUUUCUUGCAAAUAAAAAAUAUGUAACCUUUUGGUUCUGAACUCUAGGAAGCAAGUAAUUCAGUUAACUUUCAGACCUGGAAAUUACAUUAGUCCUGACCAGUGGCACUCAGGGUGUUUUGUGUAUUGGAUUCUUUGACUUUCUAAUUCUGCUUUAUUUACGAACUUGUAUAUCUGACUUAAUUUAUAUGCACAACACAACAUUUAUACUGCCAAUAGUUUGCUUGGAAAAGAAUUUAGGGAAUGACAACAUUUAAAAUAAUUUUUAUGUUCUUACAUGGAGCACUGAGGGCGGGCUUUCUUUCUUUCUCUCUUUCUUUCUCUCUUUCUUUCUUCCUUUCUUUCUUUCUUCCUUUCUUUCUUUCUUCCUUUCUUUCUUGUGUAAAUAGUGUAUAUGAUGUGUGUAUGCCUGUGUGUGCACAUGUGUUUAUGUGGGCAAAUGUGUACCACAGUGCCUAUGUGGAGGCCAGGGAACAACCUUGGGGUCUGUCCUCACAUUGUUGGAGACAGGCUUUCUUGGUCUCUAAUGUGUAUGCCAGGCUAGCUGGUUUUAGGUUUCAGAGGAUUCUCUGCCAUCUUGCUGGUGGAUCACUGGAACAGUCACAAGCAGAAUAGGAUGACAGAACUACAAGUGGGCAUAACCGUUGGGGCCCAUUCAUACUGACCCACUAGCCUCUCUGUUGCAUGGAUGCUGGGAAUUCAGACUCAGCUGAGCCAUCUCUCAAGCCCUGCAGCCAAACUUCUGCACCCAGACCACCUGACCCAGGGCCUUGCCCUGCUACUGAGUUACAGCCCUACUCCUUAAUGUUUUGCUAUAAGGUUUUGCAUUAAUAAUUAGUUAAUAAAUGCUCUCACAGGGUUGCUUCCUGCCUCAAUGGUUGAAGUUUCCAAAUGGAAGUCACACACACACACACACACACACACACACACACACACACACACACACACCCUUUACAUUUUAAUAUGUCAGAAACAGCACAAUAGCUAGUUAACGGCCUAAUCCCACACUGCUAGAAUCUACCUCUCACUGACAAUUCCGAGAUCCUACUUACUAAUUCCUAUAUUCCACCUUGGCUGUUCUUAACUCCAACUAGUCUGCCUUUUGGGCCGUGUUUUCUUAGCCUAGAGACUGGAGGUGUUCUCCUUGCUUCUUUCUGUACCCCCUGGCGGCCUCUGUGUCUCCUCCCUCCUAAAGUGUGAUGGACCUCCUCCUUCCUCUCCUCCUGGUCCCAAGACAGGAGGGAAAUCCUAAAAUCCCACCUCUGUCUGUCCUUUCCAGUGAUUGGCUGUUGGCAUUUUUAUUUACCAAUCAGAACAAACUGGGGGCAGGUUCUCAGAAGCUACAUGCAGACCCUCUCAUGUAAACAGGUUUUUGGGCAACAUAAUUAGCUUUUACAAGUAGGCACAAUAAGAUAUGUGUGAGUGCGCGCGCACGAGUGUGUGUGUGUGUGUGUGUGUGUGUGUGUGUGUGUGUAUGUGUAUGUGUACAUGUGCAUGUGUUAGCCUGAAACAUUUGAUCAUCCUGUCUUAGUCUCCCAAGUUCUGGAAUUAAAGACAUAAAUUUAUCCCACCUUGAAUUUGAAAUUCUGUUGCCGCUGUGCUUUUUGUGUUAGAGAAUGGGUCUGGAAUACAGGAAUGCCUGUGUUGGCACAGGUAAACUUUGUGUUUGUUUGGCUAUGCUCUGGAGAGCAGUUUUAGGAUUGUCAGGCUGAGUGUGGAGGUGGGUGCUGACCAAUAAUCCACUCAGCUCUCAUGGAUUCUACCUGAUUUAUUCCAAGUGUGAGAUUCUUAGGUACUGUCCUGUUUGAAGGUAAAUAUUCAAUAUUUCAGGGCCGUUAGAAACCUGUUUUUUGAAUAGUAACGUGAUUCUCAGAUUUUGCUGUUUCUAGGACAGUGUAGUACGUUUUGUUGUUUCUGGAAACCUAGCAGCUGCUGUGGCCGUUUACAAUGGCACUUAACAAGCGUGCACCACUUAGGAGAGAGCUGCACUUUAAUUGGUCUUUAAAGUUGUAUCAGUAAGUAACUAUUUUAGCUGAAAACUAAGGGAACAAUUUACAAAAAUUAGUUUGUUUGCUCCUUUGAGUUUAAGGCUUGCUACACUGUAGAUAGUUUUCAGAUGUUUGUGUUGGGGUGCAUUUUUAUGAGAGGCCAUGGAAAUUAAUAGACAAUAAGUUUUAUUUUCAUUAUAAUCUGACACUGUCUUUGAAUGAGUUCCUAUCUUGUUGCUGAGAUAGACUCCCCCACGGAAACCAGUUGAGGGAGGAAAGGUUCUUUGACUCGCAGUUUCAGAGGGAUUGCAGCUUGUUCUGGGGUGGUGGGAGAUAUGGUGGUUUGAAUGGCUUUGCCCUGGGAGAUGAGAGUGUGAGGUUGCUUUGAGAGUCAGAAUCACAAGGUCCAUAUUUAGUGACCUACUUCCCACAGUUAAGCCUGGAAUUUAAAGGCUUCAUAACUUACCCAGACAGCCCCUCCAUUUGGGGAGCAAAUGUUCUGGCGUAUGAACCUGUGGUGAACAUUUCAGAUUCAAACAAGAGCAGCCCUAAGAGAAAACGUGGGAACAGACUUCUUAGGUUUUGCCUGAGUUUAAAUGAAAAUGUCCUGUCUUUUUGGAGGAAUGUGGUUGAGAGAUCAUUACUUGAAGUGCAGGGGAGAUCAUUGAGCUCACUUGGGAUGGAAGUGCAGGGACUGCACUUAUGAGCUUGUCCCCACAUAUGUGUGCUGGAAACUGAAUUCUGAUAGGGAUAGGAGCAAACCCUCUUACCUGUUGAGCCAUCUCUCCCACCCGACCCCAGUAGUUAAAAUUUCUUUUUGUGACAGGAUUUUCCAAGAUGACCCUUUUCUUCUAUCUAAAGUAUAGUUCCUAGCUUUCUUGCCUUCUGAAUGGCUUCCUGAAUGGAAAAUAAGCCCUGAGGGCUGCUGUGAUUUAUUUUAUAAACGGGACUAGAAAGUGAACAGUUUGGCAAGCUCCCCAUCUCGCAGCACCUCUGAGAUGGAUCCCUGCCCCCAGUAGAGACUUGUUAUAUUUAUAAACUAUUAUUAUUUCAGAAUCAUCAAAGGAAACGUGUAGCGAUGAUAGGGAAGGAACUUGUUUAUUCUGGAAUUUUCUUCACUUUAUUUUAAACAUCGAGGAAAUGACUGAGAAAGCUUUGGCAAAGUGAAGACAGAUGGGUAAAGAGCAGACUGAGUUUGUGGACUGCACUGAACUCCUAAGUAAGAGCAGAUAUCCUCUGCAUGACACGUGACGAGCCGUUUGCCUUCUGGGAGUGUCUUGAGGGAAACUGGGUGAUACUUCAAAUUGAUACAAGUUUUAUUUAUUUCAUGAAAGGCCAGCAGGAAGCUGCACUGUGAGUGUAGAAUACCGUGUUCCCUUUCCGGCUGUGCACAGAUAGGGUGCAGAGUGGUGUAGACUAUUCUGAUCUCUGGGAUAACAUGGAUCUGGACCCGGACUUCCUGCUCCUGGCUACUCGUGACCAGUAAUGCACAAAUUAGAAAGCAAUCUCUUUACUUCUUGCAGAAUUUAAAGGACUGUAGGUAACUUGUGUUAAGGGUAGAGGUACCUGGGGGGAAACAUACAAUGUUAUUAAAGUAUCACAUCACCUUAUCUCCUUUGUUUCAUGGAGAUUUACGGAUACAGUCACCUACUGCUUUCCUGUGGGUUUACUAAGAGAUGGAUUGUGGUCCUUAUGCUUUUCCUUCUGUCUCCUGUGUCAGUCCUGUCAACUAUGUCACAGUCUAUUUACUGCAAAGACUAAGGCCUGUGUCGUCAUCCCCAGCUACUGUCCUGAAGUCUGGAUGUGGUGGCCUUUGAUCUGUAGAAGCCUAGAACAGAACUCACCAAGCGCAUGUGUAAAGAGAGUGUCCCAAAUGCCAUCAUCCCCCUCCACAUUUCUACCAGUCUGUGUGUUCUCUUUAGAGAUGGACAGAUAGAAAAAGCAACAAAAACCAUGGGUUGCUUUUGAGAUACUGAGCAAGUUUUAUCUACCACGUUUUUGUAACAAAUGGCCCAUUCUUACAGACUCAGCCAGGAGAGCUUACAUUAGAUGCCUAAGGGAAUUUUACCCAGCCAUUUGUUACAUACUAGACAAAAGAUUUUUGGAGAAGAGUUGUGGGGGCCAGGGGACAGUUGAGCAUAUGUGAGUGAAUUCUGUUCUCAGUGAAUUGGGUUUUGUUUUUUUACUUCAUUAUUAUUUUUAAGAAGCAAUACUGGCACUGAAAUAUGCUAGCCAUGUCGUGCAGGUCUUGGGACCCCUUUCCCAUUGGCAGCUGUGCAGUGUUUUCUGUGUGGGAGAAGGCUAAAGUACAGAAGGAGGGGCAGAAAGAACAGAUAAACUCACUGGGCAUUUGUUUUUAAAAUCCCACAUGUCCAGUGAUAAACUUAGGAGGAAUACAAGAGAGCCACACACGAGCCAGGCAGCAUCCUUGGGCAUGUGUGGUGACUGUGUCCUAGUGUUGGCUUGGUAGGAGAUAGAGCAUUCUUACCUUUCACUAAAAUCAACUUCUGUGUAGGAUUCUGCACUUAUAAUUUUGCAGUCUUUGCUUUGAUAAAGAUUUGUUUUCUAACAAUUUAUCCAUAGUAACCCAUCCUGUUUGAGAGAACAGAGAUUGGACCUUCACCCAAUGCACACAUGGUAAUUAGAAGUGGGCCCACAGCUCAAGUCUAGUCUUCCCCUUGUAAUUGGAUUCCACAGGAAGAUACACAUUUUUUUUUUUUUUUUUGGAGCUGGGGACCGAACCCAGGGCCUUGCGCUUCCUAGGCAAGCGCUCUACCACUGAGCUAAAUCCCCAACCCCGAAGAUCCACAUUUUUAAGUGAACUGUGGUAUUGUGAGCACACCCUGAGGUGUGCGUUUCUAAUUUGCCCCGGAGCCUGUGUAUGGUAGGAGUCGGGGUGACAUUACCAGGCAGAUGUGAAGGCCUUCUGUAGUUGGGGAUAGUGUGUGUAAGUAGUCAGAGGUGACUCAGCGUGCGCCAGAUGGUGACGCGGUGGCAUCCGUCCAGGACUGUGGGUAGGUCUGACUUUUAGCUACGAGGUGUGUUGUCAGAGUGAGGGAGCCACUUCAUCAAGGACAAAUGUUUGCUUUUAUAAAUAGCUAAUUAGCUGACACGGAGGGUGCUUGCUUUCGAGUAGAGAUGAGGUUUUCAUGUCCAACUGAAUUGUUCUCGUAGUGUUAGGGGUGGUGUAUGCCUGCUUUGGGAAGAGUUUGUUUUGCAUCAUUUGUUCUGGUCUUGUGUUAUAUGAGACCACUAAAUUGCAGAGUUCUGCCUUCUGAGUCCUGUACUUGUCUCUCUGCAGCCAGAUGAUUGGUUUCCAGUAGCAGUGUUCCUUCAAGGUGUCGGGUCCUUGUUGUGAGUGCCUUUCUGUGGCCACUGUCUUAGCUUGCCCUGUGUGCUCUUCUCCUGUCCUGUGUUCAUGCUUUCUCUGUUCCUGCUCCAUGCCCACUUCUGCUCCUAUCCUGUGGUCAGAUGCCACCUCCAAGUGUUUUUCACCAGCCUGUAGCCUAGGACAGGAUACCAUGCCUGUCACACCUCUAAGCCUUUGGUCUGGAAGCUGGAGAUAGAGACCCUGCUCUUGUCAUUCCUCUUCUACCUCUGGCUCCCCAGAGGCUCAUCUUAGCCAUAUGUGUUGCUAGUCACAGCUCCUCGGUCAGCACGAACUGGGGACCAGAAGCCCCAAUUUGGUCAUGGCUGGGGUGGCUCUAGCAUUUUCUGUGGAUUAAAGACUUACUUGUACAAGACAUGUGACUUUGUCCUCAAAUCAGGAUGAGUGGGCCACUCUACUCUCUAGGGUGCUGCUCUAGGGCCAAAGUUUCGAGAGCUCACCCAUUGGAUGGACUUUUCUGUGCUUAGGAAGGGUGGCUCCAGGGUGUGCCGGACGCCUUCACGCACCUCCUACUGUCCUUUCCUCUUGGUCUCUCCUGAGCUUGCCCUGCCAUAUCGUCUGCGCCCCAUGGACUCCUGGUAUCCCGUCCAUCCUCAUGCCCACCACCUAUUCCUGUCAGGACGUGGCUGAGCCCGGCCAGAGAGUCACUAGCGACUGAGAUCCUGUUCCCACUUCUGGGGGCCUCAGGGUAGCCUGGAAAUGGACCAUGUUCCUCCUUGGCCCCCACUGCAUACUGACCUUUAACUUUGUCUGUGGUUCACCCCAUUGAUUUAUGUAUUCACUUUAAAUCCCGAUUGCUGCCCCUCCCCUCCUAGUCUCACCCUCAUAUUCCUCUCCCCCCACUCUCUCCUCUGAGGAGAAGGGGAGUCCCCAUGGGGACCAACCCCCCCCCACACCCCUGCCUCUCUGCACAUCAUUGUCAUUCUGGAGUUUCACUUACACCUCAUUCCCAUUUCCUUCUGUAGUCAGUAAUCUUUCUACCAUAUUCAAGUCAGACCGGUAAACGCUGACGUCGCCAGUUCUUCCUGCUGACCUUAGACAACUCUGCCUGGUCCUGGACCCCGCCCUCAAUUUACAUAUUUUCCAUUCAUAUUUGAAGAACAGUCCCUCUUAAUUCCUACAAAUCACCCCACUAGCCUAUUUUAAUCUCCUCAUUUGUCAAAAUAUGAACGUGUGUAGUAACAUGCUGAUGUCUGUUUUAUAUACUUUCUGUGCUUUCCAACUUUAUAUGACUUAUCAUUUUUAAAGUCAGAGCACAGUUAAAUGUUCUUAGUCGUGUGUGUGUGUGUGUGUGUGUGUAACACAUAUGCCCAGUAAACCUAUUAUUCCCUUAUCUAUAGGUUGUGUUAUAAGGAAAACACUGACUCCAGUUGGAGUUGAAAUACUAUUUUUCCCUCCUCAAAUUUUCUACUGAGCAGAUAGAUGAGUGCAGCCCUGAGACUCCAGCUUUUCCUUUGAUUUUGAUAGCAGGCAGCGAGCCUUUCAGAUGUGAGGUGAACUUUGGCACGCUGGGGCAGCGUUUGCCUUUUGCUUGCCUCUGUUCUGGCGCAGGUGGAACUGUCUCCUUCCCUAAGAGCACGGAGAGGGUGUAUGUCCUGUGGUGAUGAGGACAUUCCUCCAUGGCUGGGAAAGGACCUGACACAAGCUGCAGCCACUCCGUGGGUUAGUGUCUGGGUCAUUUGCUGGUGACAAGUGUGGCCACUGAAGUUUUAUGGCUGGAAAUUGCAGUGGUUUCAGAAACAGGACGACUCACUCUCUGCUUACUGCUGGGUUUAGAAGGGAUAUUUGGCUGCUGUGUGGCUGAGGCAGCAUUGUCCUAAAGCAGUGUGGCUCCCAGGCUUUUGUCCUGUGUGGGCAGGAAUCCAGAUCUGAUGGCAGCCUCUCUCCUGAAAAUGCAGCAGUCUGUCAUGUUUUCAUUUCCUUGAUUCACAUCUUUUAUGCUAUAAUUAGUGAUUACUGAGAUCUGGAAGGCUCCACAGCUCUGGAUCUGACACCUGACACACUAGAGUAGAGAGAGAGAGAGUCAGAGACAGAGACAGAGACAGAGACAGAGAGAGACAGAGAUAGACAUCAUCACACGGGCAGCUCCAGGCUUGUGUUCUGCUGUGGCUUUGCUAGUGUGACUCCCAGGAUGUGUCGGUGGCAUGGCUCGGUGAUGGAAAGUUGCAUAUAUUCUAAUAAUGUCUUCUGUGAGAAGACCAUGCAGGCCUGUACAUAAACCAACCAUAAAUGCUUUACAGUAUCGUAGUUAUCACUGUACUUGGAAAUAGGCUCAUUUACUAUCCACCCAUUUCAGCACGGGCUUGGGAGAAUAGAGAACGUACUGCAAGAAUUGCCUAGUGGUUUCCCUGCCUAGUGGUUUCCCUGCCUAGUGGUUUCCCUGAAGAAGCUGAGGCUGUUAUUUACUCUUAGUCCCUUCCUGAGGUUGCAGCUGUCUUUAGGAAGCAGCCCUGGCCUGAGAGGAUUUUCAGACUUUCAGAUCGGAAAGAGGGUUAUUAUAUUACCAUAACCAUGACUGAAUGCACCUUUACCCUGGCCUGCCUGUGAUGCUGAGCCAAACACAGACUCCACCCCCCCCCCCCCAAACACACACACACUCACACCCCACACCCUACACCCCAAGCCUAGAUCCUGGUCACUUUCCCUACAUGCCUUGGGCCCAGUCAGAGAAAUUGAAGAUCGCUACUCUGUCUGUGUGCCUGUAACAUUUCCCAUCAUGCCUUGUUCUUCUGAAGGACCUAUCAUCCCAGGUGUCUGUUACUGUAACAGUUCCCAUCAUGCCUUGUUCUUCUGAAGGACCUAUCACCACAGGUGUCUGUUACUGUAACAGUUCCCAUCAUGCCUUGUUCUUCUGAAGGACCUAUCACCACAGGUGUCCGUUAGUGUAACAGCUCCCAUCAUGCCUUGUUCUUCUGAAGGACCUAUCAUCCCAGGUGUCUGUUACUGUAACAGUUCCCAUCAUGCCUUGUUCUUCUGAAGGACCUAUCAUCCCAGGUGUCUGUUACUGUAACGGUUCCCAUCAUGCCUUGUUCUUCUGAAGGUCCUAUCAUCCCAGGUGUCUGUUACUGUAACAGUUCCCAUCAUGCCUUGUUCUUCUGAAGGACCUAUCAUCCCAGGUGUCCGUUACUGGCUGCUUCGCAGACGGCCCGCUUGAGGACAUUGACCCCAAAGACUCCUGUCUCAUUCCAAGAAACAUCAUGGCCGAGCCGGACUACAUAGAAGAUGAUAAUCCUGAGCUAAUUAGGCCCCAGAAGCUGAUCAAUCCUGUCAAAACAUCCCGAAACCACCAGGACCUCCACAGAGAGCUUCUUAUGAAUCAAAAAAGGGGUCUUGCUCCUCAGAAUAAACCAGAGCUGCAGAAGGUGAUGGAGAAGAGGAGGCGUGACCAAGUGAUAAAACAGAAGGAGGAGGAGGCUCAGAAGAAGAAGUCCGACCUGGAAAUAGAACUGUUGAAGCGACAGCAGAAGCUGGAGCAGCUUGAACUUGAGAAGCAGAAAUUACAAGAAGAGCAAGAAAAUGCCCCAGAGUUUGUGAAGGUGAAAGGCAAUCUCAGGAGAACAGGCCAAGAGGUGGCCCAGGCCCAGGAGUCCUAGGCCCAGGCUGUGUGACCUGGUGUGUCCCCACCAUCUGUUUCCGCAGGGGCCCUGUCUAGGCUCUGCAGUGCUCCUCUUGGCCAAAGCCCUGAGGGAGAGCACCCAGCAGAUGAGAAAUUUGAUUAUCAAAAAGGAUUGCGUUUGAUUUACCAUUGUGGUAGAUGAGUCGUCUCUGACGGUUGCCAUUCCCGUUCGCCAAAUGGACAUCGACCAGCACACAAGACACCAUGGACCUGUGUUUAGAGACUUUAGACAAAGAAACCCACGGAACAAGUGGAGAGAGCCAGGAAGCAGGCACUGGAACACAUGUGAGGGCUGAUCCUCGGCCUUUCUCCCACUCCAAGUUUAGUGGGGCUCAGAGCCUUCCUUGUUCUUUUAAAAACUACGCGAGUUGUUCGGAAUCCCUCUUGGGUUAGCUGUUAUUGUUUUGACUGCAUCGAAAUGCUUUUCAUCUGUUACAUCCAGUAUUGUAUUUCAUUUUGAGACCCCAGAUUUUACCCCCACAUUACAAGCUAAGAAAGGAGGCUAUUACUGUUUAUGUUCAGUCAGACUUUUACUUUGGUUGACAGUGAAGCUCUGACACAGGAUUAGCCAUGUUAACAUGUCAGCGCCCAUCAUGAACUUACUGUAAUCCCCUUAGGUUUGGUGUGGCAGCAGGCCAGAUGUCCCCUCUCCGCUUCCAAGAAGGUACAAACAGCCUUUCGAUGCCUUUCUUGUUCUGACAGCCAUAGGCUUUCUGUUCAGUUUUAGUUUGUCAUUUCUUGCUCAACUAUUCCUUUCAGUUGAAGCAAUUCCUCAGUUCUCUGGUGGAUGAAACUCAACUUCUGUGUUCCAUAUAGAGAGACCAGAUCUUUUGAGUUCUCCUGCGAGCAGUGUAGAGGGGUGUCCAUUAGGACUGGGUGACGAGGCCUUUAGAGAUUGUAUGUAUUGCAAAUAGAGAUCUGUUUCUAGGAGACUUUAGUGGAAGACUAUACUUUUUACAUUUUGAGUAUUUUAGAUUUGAGCUUUGAACAUCCCUGACAGAUGGUCACAAGUUUCUUUCCCUUCUGUUUCUUGUGAAGAAUGACUAUCUUGGCGCUCUCUUGGCAUGAUGCUGUUGGUAGGGAUGGUCCUGACUACUGUGUUGCAUCUCUCAGGAAAAGCUGAGGUGCUGGGCAGGACUGCUCAGUCUCCUCUUGCUAGCUAGUGUGCUGUUCUAAGAGACAUCUAGGUUACACGUAAUAUGAAUGUUCUCAUGCAAAAUAUACUUUAUGCUACAGGCAUGAGAGGUUUUUUUUGUUUUUGGUUUUUUUUUCUUUUUAGCAUUUAGUACUUCUCCAUAGAGAUGAUUUAACCAGUAAUUUCUACACUUCUUUUUCCUUCCAUGAUGCAUAGAAUACUGGUAGUGCUUUGGAAUCCUUGAUUAGCACACUAGAUGCUAGUUUUCUCUGGGAACACUUCAGUCUGGGAGUUAAUGGGCCCAUGUUCCCUUCAAGUAUGAAUAAGAAGUCAAUGGAAGACAGUUCACUGCUAGACAAGAAGCACGAGAGCCGAUUAUAGCAGAAGGGAUUCUGGGUCCUAUCACAAGUGUUAUCUAAAUAAAAUAUGAGAUGCUGAAGGUAAGAUGGCUUGCCCUUGAAGAUCGGCAUGGUGACAACUCUGUCAUCUUCCUUCCCUUUGGGAAAAGAGAGGUCAUUCGCUGAUUGUUGAAAUGAACCUCUCCAGUGCACACUGCUUAUUCUUUCUCUGUGCAUAUGGAGGAAUGAUGCCAGGUGUAGGGUGAUCAUUCGGGGCAAUUAGACCUUCCUGUCUACCUGGAAGUUAGCUCUGGAGAUAUUCUGCCACUUGGCAGGAUCGUCAGGAGCCAUCGCCAGCUCCCAUAGAAGGGCUGAUGCUGUUCCAAGACACCAGUGGGGAAAGCUCGCUGCAAACACACUUGCUUCCUGGUUGCGCUCAGACCUGCGGUCUUCCUUGGUGAUUAGUGCUGCAGAGUCAAGCCAGAAGAGGACUUGGGCACAGCAUGAUGUGAUGGCUUCUGCCAGGUCUCAGAGCAUCCGGGGAGUGGGCCCCUUAGGAGUCUCUCAGCUCUGCUCACUGGGAGUGCAGUCGGUCGCUCACUCUGCACCUAACACUGUGUAGUCGGACGUGCCACUUGAGCAGUGUCAUGCUUUGAGCCACUUAUAGGGGGAAGGCUCCAUUUUUCCACUCUGUAGUUUUCUUAAGAUAGCUCUGUGUUUUGUGGUCUCCUGCUAAUAUAGUAGUGUUGCUUUCUAAGCUAUAACAGUCAACUUUAUUCUUCUACUCCAAGAAUCUCACCCCAUUUGAGUGUACAUAAUAUAUAUAAAGGAGCCUUAAUGGAUUUGUUUUCAUAAUUUAAUAUUUUUUGUAUUUGCUCUUGUAUAAUUGUUUUUUUUAAUGGAAAGUAUUACAGAAUCGAGGGUGGAAUUCUUAGAACCAAAGUUAUUCUUAAUAAAAAUCACCAAUGCUUGGA